Oncorhynchus mykiss (rainbow trout) is the source of this 1200-nucleotide messenger RNA. The record is from RefSeq and is a predicted model, not a curated record. Lineage: Eukaryota; Metazoa; Chordata; Actinopteri; Salmoniformes; Salmonidae.
ACAUGGAAACAUUUACUUCUGUAACACCAGGUAUCUACAUGGAAACAUUUACUACUGUAACACCAGGUUUCUACAUGGAAACAUUUACUACUGUAACACCAGGUUUCUACAUGGAAACAUUUACUACUGUAACACCAGGUUUCUACAUGGAAACAUUUACUACUGUAACACCAGGUUUCUACAUGGAAACAUUUACUACUGUAACACCAGGUUUCUACAUGGAAACAUUUACUACUGUAACACCAGGUUUCUACAUGGAAACAUUUACUACUGUAACACCAGGUUUCUACAUGGAAACAUUUACUACUGUAACACCAGGUUUCUACAUGGAAACAUUUACUACUGUAACACCAGGUUUCUACAUGGAAACAUUUACUACUGUAACACCAGGUAUCUACAUGGAAACAUUUACUACUGUAACACCAGGUUUCUACAUGGAAACAUUUACUACUGUAACACCAGGUUUCUACAUGGAAACAUUUACUACUGUAACACCAGGUUUAUACAUGGAAACAUUUACUACUGUAACACCAGGUUUCUACAUGGAAACAUUUACUACUGUAACACCAGGUUUCUACAUGGAAACAUUUACUACUGUAACACCAGGUUUCUACAUGGAAACAUUUACUACUGUAACACCAGGUAUCUACAUGGAAACAUUUACUACUGUAACACCAGGUUUCUACAUGGAAACAUUUACUACUGUAACACCAGGUUUCUACAUGGAAACAUUUACUACUGUAACACCAGGUUUCUACAUGGAAACAUUUACUACUGUAACACCAGGUUUCUACAUGGAAACAUUUACUACUGUAACACCAGGUUUCUACAUGGAAACAUUUACUACUGUAACACCAGGUUUCUACAUGGAAACAUUUACUACUGUAACACCAGGUUUCUACAUGGAAACAUUUACUACUGUAACACCAGGUUUCUACAGAGCAUCACAUGGAAACAUUUACUACUGUAACACCAGGUUUCUACAUGGAAACAUUUACUACUGUAACACCAGGUUUCUACAUGGAAACAUUUACUACUGUAACACCAGGUUUCUACAGAGCAUCACAUGGAAACAUUUACUACUGUAACACCAGGUUUCUACAUGGAAACAUUUACUACUGUAACACCAGGUUUCUACAGAGCAUCACAUGGAAACAUAACAUGAAUAUAACCUUAAUAUAACAUGAAUAUAACAUCAAU